AUGGCCAUGAUGGAAGCGAGAAGUCUGGCCUCUCGGAUUGUGAUGCUGGUGCUGCUCCCUGCGACACUGCUUCUCCAAUUCUGCCGGCAGUCCUCGCAUCUUUUCCGACGCCCCAGUUGCCCACGCACACUCAAGCCUGAGGUGACACAGGCCCAGCCAUUUUCCAUAUCGAUCCCAUACUAUGCCUCCGCGACCGAGUUGCCGGCGAGGCUGCCCACGACAAAAGACAUUGAACGAUCUCGAGGGGUCUUGUCAGAGCGCCUCACCGCAAAGGUCGUUACGGUGGGCCCUCAUUUUGUGGUCAAGUAUGGCAAGGGCAUUGACCUUGAAGAAGGGCGAAUGAUGAUGUUUGUGCAAAGCCGGGCCCGAAUGCCAGUCCCCCGCGUUUACGCCAUCUAUCACGAUCGGGGCAAGAACUUCAUCGUCAUGGAACGAGUGAAUGGUCAGACGCUACACGCAUUAUGGCCCAAUCUCACCGCCUCGGAGAAGAAGCUGAUUGCGAACCAGCUCGGGGAAUGUUUGCGUCGAAUGCGUGCCGUUCAAUCACCAAACGGAUUUUGCAGUCUCGACGAUAUCCCGCUGCGCGACGGCCUGUUCUGGAGUGGCCAUGGGGAUCAAUUGCCAGGCCUCGGCGGGCCUUUCGCCACGGAGAUGGAACUCAACAACGCAAUCAUUAAGAAAUGCCAGGCUAUAAAGGCCAUCGAGGGGAAAGCCAGUUUCUAUCAGGAGAGUCUUCCCCUGGUGUUCCGCGAUCACCCUCCGACUCUUACGCACGGCGACCUGCAACCCAAGAAUAUCAUGGUCAGGGCCAAGCCCAAGUCCGGACUGGAGAUUGUCCUUCUGGACUGGGAAUUCGCAGGUUGGUAUCCGAGUUAUUGGGAAUAUUCUCAAGCAAUCAUGGCCUGUGGGUGGUUUGAGGACGAUUGGCACCAUUGGGUAGGCAAAUUCUUAGACCCAUAUCCAAGCGAGUACGCCUGGCUGCUGAUGUUGGAAAAUGAGAUUGGAUGGUAA
Fonsecaea multimorphosa CBS 102226 is the source of this 1011-nucleotide messenger RNA. RefSeq lists its product as uncharacterized. Bases 1 to 1011 code for a protein of 336 amino acids. The transcript has a single exon. Lineage: Eukaryota; Fungi; Ascomycota; Eurotiomycetes; Chaetothyriales; Herpotrichiellaceae. The record is from RefSeq and is a predicted model, not a curated record.